AUGGCGGCGCAGACGGGGUCCUCCCGGCCUGGAUCCGGCCAAGGGCGGCGCGGAGGUGGGCUGUCUGGCCUCGAUCCGGUCAACGACAGCGCGGCCUGGCCUCGAUCCGGCCAAGGGCGGCGUGGAAGAGGCCGCCGGCCUCGAUCUGGCGAACGGCGGUGUUGCUGCCCGAGCUCUGUCCAAGGGCGAAGCGGAGGAGGCCUCCCGCUUUUGAUCGGGCCAAGCGCAGCAUGGAGGAGGGCCGCCUGGCCUUGGGGUCAUCGAGCUUGUCGCACUCCGCUGCGGUUACCUGCGACGACGUUGGAUGGAGAUGCCAGUGGAGGUCUCGGCAGUGGGCUUUGUUGUGGCCGUCCCAUCCCCAUCCCUGGCGCCGGCAACCAGAUCAUCCAGCUCGGCCAUGUCAGGAAUCAAGAUUACUAUGACAACAAUGCUCUAAAUUGUUCAGCAAAUGAGGAUGUUGAGACAAGAAUUGGUACUAACAUGGAUAACAUUGAUGGGCCUUCAGUUUCAGAGUCUGAUGUACUGAAGCAGGGGGCCAUAGAUGUGCCUGAUCGUCAAUAUUGA
Miscanthus lutarioriparius is the source of this 564-nucleotide messenger RNA. The record is from the annotation of a GenBank genome assembly. Lineage: Eukaryota; Viridiplantae; Streptophyta; Magnoliopsida; Poales; Poaceae.